UAAAGAUGGAUGAACCAUCGUUACUUAAUGUUUCCUGCGGGGCAGUUUUGAAGCUCAGUGCUUUAGACGUCGCCUGACUCCAGCUAACUGCUCGGUAAUUCAAAAAUUGAGCAAAGAGGUGGAGCUUAGACAGGCCACGCAAAUGUCUCCGGGCCACGAACUGUCCUAGGAUGGCAUCCACCUGUCACUCAGUGGCCACGCUCUUAAGUAGUGCAAAAUCAAUCAAUGCAAAAAGUGGAAUCAGCUGCAACAACAGCGUGUUCUUGGCAACCGUUUCUGAGGCAAAGUGCACGGCGACUGGCAACCGGGAGUAAACUCUUGAGUGAACAGGGAGGGGAGGAGAGUGUUAUUUUAGCCUUUGAUCCCUUUUUUCUGUUUUGGAAAAGGGAAGCAGACCAUGCUGAGAUGGCAGAGCUGUGAUCGAUACGAGGAAAAGGCUUUUUUGCAGUUGAAGGUGACGAAGAAGCAAAGCAGCUCCGGUCUGUAGGGAGAUGAGGCCCACUGGAGUCUGACUCACCAGUUUUAUGCAAUAAAACUGUUAAAAAGUGGAAAUGCAACCUUGAAACGACAUGUUUUUGGCAGGAGCUGACUGGCUGGCCUCGCUGCUCUACUAUGACUCUGAGCUGCUGAACAUUUUGGUUUUUCAAAGCAUUUUUCGUAGCUCUCGAAGCCCACCCGUUUUUCCUCGAUGGGUUCCCGCAGCCAAAGCUUCUUCCACCACCACCACCAUCGCAGCUCCAUGGUGCCGGCUGCAGUGCCGAGGCUGCUCCCCGAGAACGGCAGCCUGCUGGGAGGCAUCGCUCAAAUCACCCCCAACCUGUUCCUCAGCAGGGGCAACGUGGCGUCCAACCGCAGCCUGCUGCUGUCCAAAGGCAUCACCUGUGUGGUCAACGCCACCAUCGAGCUGCCCAACUUCAACUGGCCUCACAUGGAGUACGUGAAGGUCCCUCUGGCCGACAUGCCCCACUCUCCCAUCUCGCUGUACUUCGACAGCGUGGCUGAUAAGAUCCACAGCGUGGGGCGUAAACGGGGGGCGGUGCUGGUGCACUGUGCAGCCGGGGUGAGCCGCUCGGCCUCCCUGUGCCUGGCGUACCUCAUGAAGUAUCACCGGGUGUCUCUGGCCGAGGCCCACGCCUGGGUCAAAGCCCGCCGCCCCGUCAUCAGGCCCAACGGCGGCUUCUGGCGCCAGCUCAUCGAGUACGAGAGGAAGCUGUUCGGUAGAAACUCUGUAAAGAUGGUGCAGACGCCCUACGGGGUGAUACCCGAUGUUUACGAGAGGGACCGCAGGAGCCUCGCUCCCUACUGGGGCCUGUGAGGGAGGAUGGCCAAGUGUCCUCAGCAAGGAUCGAGGAGGAGAAGCGAAGCCCUUCUGCCCUUCCGGACUGCAGGUCCACGCCUGUUCUGGACAGGCGAAGUGAGACGCGUGUGUGUACAUGUGUGUGAAGCUUAUUUAAUGAACACUGGUGCAUUUGGACGUCGACGGUUCUGCUGUUCGUCCAACCGGUUGUCUCCAUUUUAGUCUUUGAGCGGGAAGCGAGAUGACUUCAAGCCCUUCGGACCAGAGGAUCAGAUGGGACCACAGUGACGUCAGACACCAAAACAAGACGAAACUCUGAGCGUGUUAGUCGGUGCUGUCUAUUUCCUGGCCUGUCUCUCCAGUUCCAGCUGAGGACAAGCUCCGUGUGAAGGUGUUUGGCUCCAGACUCUGCAGCUCUGACAGUGACGUGACUGAAGUCCUUUUCCUGACGUGGUGUCAUGUGAUGGUAUUGUGCCAGUUUUGCAGUAAUUUUUAGUGUGAAGGGCAGCAGCAUGCUCGUAAUUUAUGGUAGCAUUAAAAAGAAUAAGUGUACAGAAAAAAUAUAUAAGCAAAUUAUUUUACUGGAAAAAUAUUGAUAGGGAAAAAAAGCUUAUGGUGCACUUUAACUGAACAUUUAAAGAUGUUAUAUCUACCUUUUUGAAGGUGAACAUUGAAAAGAUGUAAGCUAGAAGUUCGAGUUUAGGGAAAGCUCCUGUGUAACACAGGGUUGACUGUUCCGUCCUGUGACCACACUAUGUUAUUGUAGUGCUAUUUGAUGCUGUAUUAAAAAAUAUCUGCUGCAUCAUG
Amphiprion ocellaris (clown anemonefish) is the source of this 2104-nucleotide messenger RNA. It is a transcript of the gene dusp14, whose product is annotated as dual specificity phosphatase 14. Gene Ontology annotation, cellular component: cytoplasm. The transcript has 2 exons. Gene Ontology annotation, biological process: protein dephosphorylation. Bases 689 to 1315 code for a protein of 208 amino acids. Gene Ontology annotation, molecular function: MAP kinase tyrosine/serine/threonine phosphatase activity. The record is from RefSeq and is a predicted model, not a curated record. NCBI's taxonomy places the organism in Eukaryota, Metazoa, Chordata, Actinopteri, Pomacentridae.